CCUUGACGUACAUCCCACUCCAUCUCAUUCUACGAAUUCAAACACAAACCACAGCAAUUGAAACCACUCAAGAACGAAACACUUUGCUCACAUCACCCGCCAUGUCAAACGGUCACAAUUCACCACCCUUUCCCUCGCCGGGUGCUUCCGAGCGUCGCCGUGCUUCAGUCACUGGCCAGACCUUCCAGGACCUCUUUGGUAGUCGCUCGGGCAGUUACGUAGGCCAGCCAGCAGCUGCACAAUCUUAUGCGGGCCCCAUCACCACAGCAGCUGCCAACGCUCAGCGACGACGCCUUUCGCUCACUACCCUUGGACUCGGAAUAUCACCCGGUCAGACGUCACCCUUCCCAAUGCCACGAACACGCACAGAGAGCAUCUCUAGUGCCAACUCUGGCUCGGUCGACGAAUCGCCUUUCGAAGAAGAUUACGCUGCUUCUGCCUCUGCUCCUGGUAGCAGCCCAGUGACACCCUUUGCUCGACGACUCAGCUUCGGAGCUCGUGCUCUACGGGACGUCAGGCAGAGCAAUGGGAGUGUUGGGAACCCAAAUGGUAGACCCUCCAUCCAUAAAGCUUCCUCUCCCCCGACUGGCCGAGGUCGAGGCGAAGGCUACAACUUCGCGGAGAAUCUCCGCUCCCGCGCUGAGCGAGGAUCUGUGUCCGGCCCACGACCUAUACUAAUCCCCAAUGGUCAUACCCACCAGCGCGCAAAGAGCGUUGCAAUUAUGGAACCUCCUGUCCGAGAGAUGCCAAAGCAGACCAAGGUCCCUGACGCCAUGCAAGAGCGGAUCCUGAAGGGCGAUUUCUAUAUGGAUUAACGAAGCCUGGGUCAUACUACAUUUCACUUUCUCUGGGUUAUCUACAGUACGAACGAACUAUCAGAUCCUUUCUUGGCAUCGUACGGUCACC
Dothidotthia symphoricarpi CBS 119687 is the source of this 906-nucleotide messenger RNA. RefSeq lists its product as uncharacterized. The transcript has 3 exons. Lineage: Eukaryota; Fungi; Ascomycota; Dothideomycetes; Pleosporales; Dothidotthiaceae. The record is from RefSeq and is a predicted model, not a curated record. The coding region runs from base 102 to 815 and encodes 237 amino acids.